AUGGCGGCUGCGUUAUAUGUAAAUUUUAGCACAUUUAUCGCUUUAUUUCUCGACUUGGUUAUAACUUGGACAUGUGGGACUUUGUGUGAGAGGUAAGCAAUAUAUGAUCUUUCAUAUCAGCCUAAGUUGUUCUGAACUCUGACUUCCCCUUUAAAUUUUGUUUUCGAGUUUGAAUUCCCGUUCUUGGGUAAGUUAAUUUCUUUAUUCUGGGCGAUUAAGGGGUUUGGCAGAGGCUCGUCUGCCGUAAGAUCUACUUUCUGUUUAAUUAGAGGAUUAGGCUGGGACUCGUCUGCCAUACGAUCGUCUGCCGUAAGAUCUACUUUCUGUUUAGUUUGAGAAUUAGGCUGGGGCACGUCUGCCGUAAAAUCAAUAUUACUUACAGACGGACUAACAUAUUGUGGUUAUCGUUAGGUAGAUUGUUAUCGAUAUUUCGAGGUGAACUCAAACUGUUUUUAUUCAAAUUAAUAGAUUGCUUGCGGUUACGCGUUGAUGGUUCUUUUGUAAUAUUAGAUAGGUUAAUCGCUCCACUGCUUUUGUUCCGAUACUCUUGGGACAUGAAAUGCACUAAUUUUUCAAGGUUCAAUAACCUUGACCUAAAGGAUAGAUUUUCUUCGCUAAGUCGGGAAAUAAUUUCGUCUUGAUUAUGUACAACGGCUUCCACAUCUACUAGUUUUACUCUUAGCGAGAUAAUAUCCGACUCAUGCUCGUUUUCAGACAUUGCGGCAAGCAUUCGUGAUUCUAAAAUCGUCAUAUCUAGUUUAAUACCCUCCAUAUCGGCGUUAAGAUGAGCACAAUUACAGUCAGAAAGCUCGGGUUCAUUCGUGCAAUACUUAUCUGUAGCAGCGUGUUCGGUGUCUUUAUUGUUUAAUUGACCAGUAACUAGUGCUAGAUGAAUCAGUUUUUCGUUGAUACUCUCCUUUAACUUCCCAUUUAGAGUUAUUGAACGA
Paramuricea clavata is the source of this 947-nucleotide messenger RNA. The record is from the annotation of a GenBank genome assembly. NCBI's taxonomy places the organism in Eukaryota, Metazoa, Cnidaria, Anthozoa, Malacalcyonacea, Plexauridae.